UGAACCUGUUGCAUUAGUUGUUGUGUUUUCUUUUCCAGACUAAUUCUCAGAAGCUGUUGACUUUGUGACUACCAUACACACAUCCUGGAAUACAGCUCACUGACAAAAUCAGGAUGAGAAGGGAAAUUGGCCAGCCCAGCUGAGAGCACAUAGAAAUGACAAAGCAAAAGCGUCUGCUUGAUGGGACGCUCUGCUUGCUGCUGCUUGUGGCCUGUGAAGCGCAUCAACUCUCAAAAGGUCAUGUUGCCACUAGUUCCAGUCCUCUGUGUGAGAAGGAGGCAAAGUCCUGGGAAAGCCUUUUCAGUAGCGAGCGGCUGGAUGCCUGGAUCUGUUCCCUCAUCGGCUCACUCAUGGUGGGGCUGAGUGGGGUCUUCCCCUUGCUGGUGAUCCCUUUUGAGACGGGAGCCGCUCUGCACUCAGAAGCUGGAUCACAUCGUUUGAAGCAGUUUUUGAGCUUUGCAAUUGGUGGGCUACUGGGGAAUGUGUUUCUGCACCUGCUUCCUGAAGCAUGGGCCUACACAUGCAGUGCAGCAGCAGGAGAAGGGCAGAGCUUUCAGCAGCAGAAACUUCUUGGUCUAUGGGUCAUCAUUGGUCUGCUGACCUUCCUGGCAUUAGAGAAGAUCUUCCUAGAGAAAGAAGAGAAGGAUUGCCCGGGUGUGGACUCUGGUUGUAAAGCACCAGAGGGGAAGAUUCCCAAUGGAAGUGUUUUUCCCCUUCAGAAGAUGGCAGGCAGACCCCAAAAAGCAAGAAUGGUUUCAGCUCAGUGUAAUGGCUCCUCUCGCCAGUCUUGUCCAACAGAUAACAGGAUCAAGAUCAGUGGAUACCUCAAUCUGUUGGCCAACACCAUUGAUAAUUUUACACACGGCCUAGCAGUAGCAGCCAGUUUCCUGGUGAGCAGAAAGGUUGGGCUCCUAACCACAACAGCAAUUCUCCUGCAUGAAAUCCCACAUGAGGUAGGGGACUUUGCAAUCCUACUUCGGGCUGGGUUUGAUCGCUGGAGUGCAGCCAAGAUGCAGCUUUCCACAGCAUUAGGGGGGAUUCUAGGAACCUGCUUUGCAAUAUGUGCUCAGUCUCCAAAAGGGGCAGGGGAAACAGUUGCCUGGAUUCUCCCUUUCACUUCUGGAGGAUUUUUAUAUAUCGCCUUGGUAAAUGUUGUGCCUGACCUCCUGGAGGAAAAGAACCCUUGGAACUCCCUACAGCAAGUUCUACUCCUGUGUACAGGCAUUACAGUCAUGGUGCUGCUCUCGUUCACAACAGAGUGACCUCUGCACAGACUUCGCAACUCCUCCCAGGGACACUGCAGUGAUUCUGAGUUGGCAAAGCAAUAAGAACACUAAUAUUACUUCUUAUGCGUGCAUGUGUGGAUCUCGCUGCUAGUAUGAGAAGCAGGUGAGAAAGAGGUCUGGGUGUGCAGGACUUUAUUCCCUGGCUCUCCUAUCCCUGUUCUGCUAAAAUCCCACACAUCAGAGCUUCCUCUUUUAUGGAGCAAAAGAU
This is a messenger RNA of Tinamus guttatus (white-throated tinamou), 1494 nucleotides long. RefSeq names its product solute carrier family 39 member 13 (gene SLC39A13). Gene Ontology annotation, cellular component: membrane. Lineage: Eukaryota; Metazoa; Chordata; Aves; Tinamiformes; Tinamidae. Gene Ontology annotation, biological process: zinc ion transmembrane transport; intracellular zinc ion homeostasis. The record is from RefSeq and is a predicted model, not a curated record. Gene Ontology annotation, molecular function: zinc ion transmembrane transporter activity.